CCAAACUAUAGUGACUAUGUCUUUUGUUGACACUCUGCGGCAGUGGGAUGAGGCUGUCACUCAUGUUGACAGACAGGAUUUGUCAGGAGCACUUGAGAUUUUCCUGUCAAUCCAAGAACCAAACUCCAAAAUUAGCUUUGACAUAGGCUGUCUCCAUCUUAUUAACCAAGACCUGGAUGCUGCUGAAAAGGCAUUUGAUUGCAGCAUACGCAAGGAUGAGCAUUUGGCCAUUGCCUUUUUUCAGAGAGGAAUCACCUUUUAUAGAAAAAAGAGGUAUGAAGAGAGUUCAGGUGAUUUCCAGCAUGCCUUCAAAAAACUAAGAGGAAAUCAGCUGAUCGAUUACAAAGCACUUGGACUCAGAUACAAAUUAUAUGCAUGUGAUGUUCUCCACAAUAUGGCGUUGGCUGAGGCCCAGCUGGACAACUGGGAAAAAGCCCAAGAAUACCUUGUGAAGGCUCUCGACUGCAAGACAGAGGCCAGGCUCAACAUCAUUGAUCAAGCACUGCAGUCAACACUGAAACAGAAAACUUUCAAACUUGUGGAGUUCCCAUCAAAAGUGCUAUUUAAACCAAAUAAGCACUACGUUGCUGAACUGGAGAAGAAGGACUAUCUGGGCAAAGCGAAGGUGGUUGCCUCUGUCGUUCCUCAGGAUGACUUUUCUGGCUUUGCUCCAUUACAGCCUCAGACGGAAGAUGGUCCAACUCGUCCAAAAGAACCUGAAGUUCUCAGGGCUUUGGAGGGAGAGCCCCACACUGUUCUGUUUGAGUUUGUCCCAGAGACCAGCGAGGAGUUGGCCGUAGUGCCAGGCAACAUUGUGUUUGUGCUGCAGAAGGGAACUGAUAACUGGGCAACUGUGGUCUUCAAUGACAGAAGGGGACUGGUUCCAUACAACUACCUGGAACCUUUGGAAAUCUCAUCCAAAUCUAAACAGAACGAGGGAAUACGAAGGCCCCCAAGUCGAAAGCCACCAACCAGACCUGAGAGGAGACCAGGAAAACAAGGUCCGACUCUAAGUGAGAACCGCAAUGAAGACAGAAAACAUAAAGAUGCCCAGCCUACUGAUAAUUCAUACAUUGUCAAAGUCCAUCACACAUUCACCUUUGCCAUCUCGUUACCCCCUGAAUUUCUCUUUGACAUGCUGCUCGAGAAAAUCAGUAAGAAACUGAAUCUCCCCUCUACCGCAGUGACCUUGAGUUUAAGCUCUGAGGCUGAUGAACAAAGCGUGAUCAGUGCCAAAACAGAAAUGGAAAGUGUGUGGAGUCAUGCCAAUGGGAGGUGGAUCACGUUGUGGUGCCACACCAAGAAGCAAACUGAUGAAAAGCCGGACGAGAUCCGGUUCAUGGCACUUCAUUCCUAUGAGUCAUCAAAUCCAGAGGAUCUCAAUUUUCAUCAAGGGGAUACAAUCACACUGCUCUGUAAAGUUAACCAGGAUUGGUUGGAAGGACAGUGUAAUGGACACAUUGGUAUAUUCCCUGCAUCCUUUGUGGAGGAAGUUCCUGUGAAUGUCACUGAUAAACAAAAGUGAUUGCACAAUUCAGUAGGUGAAACGGAAAAAGAAACUGGUUAGGUACUCCGACCACAGCCACAAUUUUGACUAUUUAUUGAAGUAACAUAGUGCAGAAUUGUAGUGACAAUGGCAGUUAAAUAAUCAUAUGAAGACCAUGUGGAUUCCUGGUAAAUUAUCAUGAAGAUGUUCCUUCCUCUUCAUAGGCGAUAGCUAUUCCUCUCCUGCCCUUUACUGCUUUCACCACAGGAGUCUCUCCCAACUUCUGCUCUAGGCCACGCCAGCUUCGUUCUGCCAGAAAAGAUGCUGAAAAGAGAAAGCUAAAUGUGUAACUGUAAUUCAAGGCAUUUGCAUACAUCCACUUCUGCGUAUCUAUGGCUACAGUCUGUAACAGUUACUGUUUGUGUCGUCAAUUCUUCAAUAAACAUGAAAAAAAAGCACAA
This is a messenger RNA of Solea solea (common sole), 1947 nucleotides long. It is a transcript of the gene ncf2, whose product is annotated as neutrophil cytosolic factor 2. The coding region runs from base 17 to 1525 and encodes 502 amino acids. Lineage: Eukaryota; Metazoa; Chordata; Actinopteri; Pleuronectiformes; Soleidae. Gene Ontology annotation, biological process: superoxide anion generation. Gene Ontology annotation, molecular function: protein binding; superoxide-generating NADPH oxidase activator activity. The transcript is spliced from 15 exons. The record is from RefSeq and is a predicted model, not a curated record.